AUGACUGACCUCUUGAGUUCAUUGGUUACAGAUCCUAAUGGGAUGAGGGUUGCAGUGAACAUGGAACAGAAUAUUCACUGUCUGGAAAUUCAUGCUUACAGUUCCUUGUUGAAGGCUUUUAUUGCUCAAUCAGAACUUCUUACUUGGGGAAAAGAGGAGCUCUUGACUGAAAUACGGAAGGAACUACGUAUUGCAGAUUCUGAACAUGGAGAAAUUCUGACUAGAAUAAACUCUGAUGAGACUGUUAAAUGGAUAAGGGAGCAAAGGAAAAUGGCAUCUCAUUCUCAUGCUCAGGCUUAUAAUAAUGCUAAUACUACUGGGUGUCCGUCUGCUCCAAUUGGAAAUUCAGUUAUAAGAUUGAAAGCUCCACCCUCCAUUGCAUCUUAUCCUCGGAAGAACAUACCGCACAGCCAAGAUUCUCUGAGUUCUAUUCAAAUUCCUUCUUCAAUGCCUCUGAGUAAAAUAGGCCGCAAUGUAACUGUGCUGAAGUAUAAUGACAAUCUGACGACUGUGCAAUUCGUCCAUGGGAAUGCUGAGCCACCCAAGGAAAUGUUCAAUUAUGAUGCUCAGUUAUCGCCUAUUGGAAGAGGGAGUGUGCCGAAAGGAAACUGUCAAUUUGUCCAUGGGAGUGUUGAGCCACCAAAGGAAAUGUUCAACUAUGAUGCUCAGUUACCGCCGCCUGGUGGAAGAGAGAGUAUGGCGAAAGGAAACUGUCAAUUUGUACAUGGGAAUGCUGAGCCACCCAAGGAAAAGUUCAAUUAUGGUGUUCAGUUACCGCCUAGUGGAAGAGGGAGUGUGCCGAAAGGAAACUAUCAUAAUAAGCAGCCCUUUCACCCAUCCGAGCCUCCCAUGUUAAACAACAAAUCUGAUGUAAUUCGGCUUCGUCCAACACACAGGGUUAUCCAUGGGGUUGAGAAUAUGCUUUUCAACAGAGAGAAUCCUGAACCAGUUGCCAUCGAGAGAGCGAAACAGACUCUUCAUGAGCAAGAAAGAGAUUUACUUGAAGCAAUCGGUAAACUGGAGAAUGUGUUAGAAGAUGAUGACGAGGCACCGCAAAAUCUUCAAAACGACUCAGGGAGGACAAGAAAUGAUGGUCCGUGCCGUGGUAAUAUCAGUUGACUUUAGGAUUUAUUCUGAUCCUUGCAAUUAAGGUGAAUAUUUCAUUACAUAGAUAUGAUGCUUACUUUAGUUUUUGGAUUCAAUUAUGGAGGUAUAUACAUUAGACAAAGUAUAUGAUGCUCAAGCUAGUAGCUGACUGAUGCAAUGCGAGAUGAAAACUUUGAUAUAUGACUUGUUAGUUGUUACAAAUUACAAUACUUGUCGAGUUAUACUCCUGUUAACCAUUUGGUUUAAUGUAAAGUGUAAAGGAGAAUCCGAUCUCUUUCCGUUAUUCAGGAAAAGAGUUCAUAUGUUCUUGUUUGUUGCAUCAAAUUUUAAAUUAUAUGGUCAGUGAUUUUUUGAUAUGAG
Messenger RNA from Trifolium pratense (red clover), 1467 nucleotides. RefSeq names its product protein EMSY-LIKE 3-like. Bases 1 to 1119 code for a protein of 372 amino acids. NCBI's taxonomy places the organism in Eukaryota, Viridiplantae, Streptophyta, Magnoliopsida, Fabales, Fabaceae. The transcript is spliced from 7 exons. Gene Ontology annotation, biological process: defense response to fungus. The record is from RefSeq and is a predicted model, not a curated record.